AUGGACACUCCCCAAUCAUUCCCCGUGCGGCCGAUUGAUAAGUAUGGCCCCGAACUUGUCGAGAAGGCCGACCAGUUACAGAGCCGUGUGACAAUGAAGGAAGAUGCAAAGCCCGCCGGAGGGUUUGAUGCCACCCCUAUUCCUCGUGCCCCACCAGGCUAUACUCUCAAGAUCACCUUCCAUCGGGGCGAUGACCUGCCCGUCGCCGACUUUGGCAGCUUCUCAUCGGACCCAUAUGUCCGCGCACAGCUCUUGGUGGAUUUGCCCCGGCGUCACAAGCAGGAUCCUGUGACGAGUUUCCGCACUCCCACCGUGCAUAAGGACAUGAAUCCGGUGUGGAAUUCCGAGUGGGUCGUGGCCAACGUGCCGGCUUCCGGAUUCCUCCUGAAAGCCUACGUCUACGACGAGGACCCGGCCGACCACGAUGACAAGCUGGGGAUUGCUUUUAUUUCAGCAAAAUCCUUGUCUGAUCAAUGGCCGGGCAUCAAGGAACAAUCGUUCAAAGUCAAGAAACGAUUCGGCAGCAAGCGAGUCUAUCUCUUCACCAAUGUCUCGGCGUUUGCGACAGGGCACCAUCAGGAGUCCUUUUUGGUGGUCAGUAUCGAGUGUCUGGGGAGAACUCCCGGUGACCAAGGGGGCCAAAUGUAUACCAUUGGCCCCAACCAUUGGUUCAAGCAUACCUCUCCUUUGAUCGGGCGAUUGGCAGGGACCAAAGAUCAUGUCCAAAGUCAAGAUGGCAGCGGUAAGGCUAUCAGCCGCUAUAAUUUUCAAGCAAUUCAAAUACAGCUCACAGGCCCUGUGCCAUCGGACCUUUAUCAUCGCUAUGUUGAGUUCAGGCCCUUUGUGGCCGGAAUGUUUCAAGCGCAGAGUUUAAGAGGGCGCAUCUUGCAUAAGGCCCUACACCAUCAACAUCAGCGGGUCUACAACUUCGACCGGACCACCGUUUCUGGGGUUUUCACUACGCCAUGCCCAGAGUUUGCCCAGAAGUUCCUGGAGUUUGUACACUAUGGCCAGGGCGGACGAAUUUUCACUUACGUUCUUACGCUGGAUGGACAGCUGCGGUUCACGGAAACCGGCAAGGAAUUUGGGAUUGAUCUCCUAAGCAAGCACACAAUGCACAGCGAUGUAUCGAUCUAUAUUGCAUAUUCGGGCGAGUUCUUCGUCCGGCGACGCAAGCAUCGUCAUCGCCAGCAUUCCCCGGAAUCGCAUCAAGAAGGAUUUCCUGUGGAAGAAGGGGAAGGACCGGAGGAGGUCACCGAGAUCUCGACGGAGCCAUCCGACUACGAACUCUUUAUUGACAACGAUAGUGGGACAUACCGCCCCAACGCGGAAAAGCUGCCGCUGCUGAAGGAGUUUAUUUCCUCCAAUUUCCCGGGCCUUCAUGUGACUACCCUGGAUUGUCAACAUGACGCAGAGCGGAUGGGUCAGAUGAAGGAGGAACAACGGGAAUUCAAGAAAUCCCAUGGCCACUUGAUCACUUUCCUGCAGCAGAGUAGCGUGUCAUCCCUGUCCAUCUCGAGUUCGGAAGAGGAGGAACUCAACGCACGCAGCGGCGAGCCCAGCCGGCAGCGAGGCGACCUGGCGCGACGAGUCCACGAGAUGCGCGAUGUCCGAAGCCAAGUGAUGAAAUGGGUGGAAGCGGAUGGGCAUGCGGACCGGUCCAAGCACCGAUAUUACUCGGGGCGCGAAAGGGCUCCGUCGACAGGCGAAGUACGCUCAGGAGGACAGGAGCCUGGGAUGUCUCAAGCGGCUACUUCGCAUCCUCGGGAGUCUUUGAACCCGACUUGA
This is a messenger RNA of Penicillium alfredii, 1788 nucleotides long. Its product is annotated as C2 domain protein. The coding region runs from base 1 to 1788 and encodes 595 amino acids. The transcript is spliced from 2 exons. The record is from RefSeq and is a predicted model, not a curated record. Lineage: Eukaryota; Fungi; Ascomycota; Eurotiomycetes; Eurotiales; Aspergillaceae. Gene Ontology annotation, biological process: positive regulation of gene expression.